This is a messenger RNA of Protopolystoma xenopodis, 330 nucleotides long. The record is from the annotation of a GenBank genome assembly. Lineage: Eukaryota; Metazoa; Platyhelminthes; Monogenea; Polystomatidea; Polystomatidae.
AUGGCGGCUAACAAAAUAUUCAGCCUUCAAUUCUCUCUUUGUUUAGGUGACUGCUGGCUCUUGGCCGUAAUUUCUUCCUUGACCCUCCACAAGGACCUUUUCGUACAGGUUGUGCCGCCGAAACAGACGAUGCAACAACCAGAUUAUGUAGGAAUAUUUCGCUUUCGUUUCUGGCGUUUCGGUCAGUGGGUUGAAGUUUUAAUUGAUGACAGACUUCCCGUGCGUUAUGGAGGCAAGCAAUUGAUAUUCAUGCAUUCAAGUGACUCACUCGAGUUUUGGUCGGCUCUACUGGAGAAAGCCUAUGCUAAGUUAGUCAUGCAUAAAAAAUAA